Molecule: messenger RNA, 1768 nt
Organism: Prunus mume (Japanese apricot)
Lineage: Eukaryota; Viridiplantae; Streptophyta; Magnoliopsida; Rosales; Rosaceae
Product: Calcium-binding EF hand family protein
Cellular component (GO): endoplasmic reticulum
Molecular function (GO): calcium ion binding
Source: RefSeq, a predicted model, not a curated record
ACAUCCAUCAAUAAUUAUAUUAAUAUUAUUAAUUGGAACAAGGUUGGGGUGGUCGCUCUAAUAAACUGGGAUGCGGUAGAUCUUAUCAAAAAAAUAGGAAAGUGAAAAACAAGCAGCAGAUCCACAACUUCCCGACUCUCCAAAGACACCUUCAUCAAACCUCAUUCGGUUUCUCUCUCCUCCUUCUCUUCUCCCAAGUCCUCUCGUCCAAAUAAUAGUCAACAACAAGGUCUCUCUGUUUUCUGGGUUCAGUUCAGUUGAGAGUUGCCUUGCAUUGAGAAAAUCAGAGCAAUGGCGAGGCCGUCAGUAUCAGUAAUCAUAUACAUAACAAUAGCAGUCCUAAUCCUGUUGCUUAUCUCCCACUCCCCCAAAAAAGGCGGCAGCCAACGUCACCGGCGGCUGAAGCUGCGGUCCAACUUCACCUUCGCUCCUCCGCUGCACCACCACAACCCCAUCCCCUUCGACCCUCUCGUCGCCGAUAUCGAGCGCCGCCUCGAGGACCGCAAGUGGGAGCAGCAGCACUUCGAUCUCAACGACUCCGCCCCCGCCGCCGAGUCUCAGCCCGAGUGGGAAGACUUCAUGAACGCGGAGGACUACUUGAACGACGAAGAGAGGUUCAACGUCACCAACAGGUUGCUCUUGUUGUUUCCUAAGGUUGAUGUCGACCCCGCUGAUGGCUUCAUCACUGAGGACGAGUUGACUCAGUGGAAUUUGAAGCAGGCUCAGAAGGAAGUACUGCAUCGCACUCAAAGGGAUAUGGAGCUUCAUGACAAGAACCGUGACGGUUUUGUUUCCUUUGCCGAGUAUCAGCCUCCAAGUUGGGUGCAGAAUGCAGAUAACAAUUCGUUUGGCUAUGAUAUGGGUUGGUGGAAAGAGGAGCAUUUCAAUGCAUCAGAUGCAGAUGGAGAUGGUCUUCUUAAUAUAACUGAGUUCAAUGACUUUCUACACCCAGCUGACAGCAAAAACCCAAAGCUACUUCAGUGGUUGUGCAAGGAGGAAGUAAGGGAAAGGGACACAGACAAAGAUGAAAAGAUCAACUUCAAAGAAUUCUUUCAUGGCCUCUUUGAUUUGGUGAGAAACUAUGAAGAAGAAAAUCACAAUUCCUCACAUCAGUUUGAUGAUUCGAUGGAGGCCCCUGCUAGAAAUUUGUUUGCUCAGCUUGACAAAGAUGGUGACGGAUAUUUGUCAGAUGCAGAGUUACUUCCUAUUAUUGGAAAGAUACAUCCAUCAGAACAUUACUAUGCAAAACAACAAGCAGAUUACAUCACAUCACAGGCAGAUACUGAUAAAGAUGGGCGUCUAACGCUGACAGAAAUGAUUGAGAACCCUUAUGUAUUUUACAGCGCUAUUUUCAACGACGAUGAAGAAGAGGACUAUGAGUUCCAUGAUGAGUUCCGUUAAUCUCAUUACCGGCUCUGCUGCCUUAUUCUUUUAGUAACAUAUAGAUGCAGGAUACUUGCUGCCAUGCCACAACUUGGGUAGGAUUCAAAAUCUUUGUUCUGGGUUUUUUGUUUGUUAAUAUAGGAUUCGAGUAUGAAAGAGAUUGAUUGGACCUCAGACUUCUUCCACUACGACCUCAACGGGGUUUGGUGCCUUUCCAAAAAUAUGAAACUACACUCCUCAUCCAUGGCUUAGUUAUUCAGAAUGAGGCCCAUUUUGGAGAAUGAUUUAUUUCGUAGGCUGCUUUACAAUUGUCAUUACAUGUAAUAGAUUAGUGAACAAAAGGGUAUCAUGAUUGUUAUUUAUCAGAAGUUGAGCUCAAUUUUUA